AUGGACGUAGUUGAGACUUGUGGAGAAGGAAUUCUUUCUUCGGCAGGGCCUUCCGUCCAAUGUAGCUUGCCAUCAAUCGAUGAGGAAGUUGUGGGCUUUGAGAAAGAUGCAGAAAGUAUAAUGAAGAAAUUGAUUGGAGGAACAAAGGAGCUGGACGUUAUCUCAAUCUUUGGAAUGCCAGGAUUGGGUAAAACAACCUUGGCCAGGAAAGUGUAUAACAAUCCUUCUAUUGUUAAUCACUUUGAUGCUAGAGUAUGGUGCUCUGUUUCGCAAACAUAUAUAGAGAGGACAUUGUUGAUUGAGAUUCUUAAACAAGCUACAGGUGGCAACUAUGAAAUCAAAGAGGACGAUGACAUAGCUGACAAGUUGCGGAAGACUCUAAUAGGCAGGAGAUACCUCAUCGUAUUAGAUGAUAUAUGGGAAGUCGAGGCAUGGGAAGAUUUGGGAUUAUGUUUCCCUAAGGGUGAAGAUGGAAGUAGAGUGAUGGUUACAACUCGAAUUGAACAAGUGGCUAAGCAUCUUCAACAUCGCAGUGAUCCUUAUUCUCUUAGAUUUCUAACAUUGGAAGAGAGUUGGGAAUUAUUGAUUAAGAAAGUAUUUCAAGGAGAGAGUUGUCCACCCAAUCUAUUGGAAGCAAGUUUACAAGUUGCGGAACAUUGUAAGGGAUUGCCUCUUGUAAUAGUCUUGAUUGCCGGGAUUAUUGUGAAGAUGGAAAGGCAGGAGUCCUUGUGGCUUGAGGUUGCAAAUGACUUGAGUUCUCAUGCUUUAGGAGAGCAGAGCAUGAAG
This is a messenger RNA of Nicotiana tabacum (common tobacco), 786 nucleotides long. Its product is annotated as putative late blight resistance protein homolog R1A-10. NCBI's taxonomy places the organism in Eukaryota, Viridiplantae, Streptophyta, Magnoliopsida, Solanales, Solanaceae. The record is from RefSeq and is a predicted model, not a curated record. Gene Ontology annotation, biological process: defense response to other organism. Gene Ontology annotation, molecular function: ADP binding.